CACACAAUCGGCAUGCGGGAGAGAGAGAGUAAAAGGGAAACAGAGAAGAGAGCAAGUGGAUGGGGGAGAGAUCUAAAGGCAAUUGUUGCUUAAGAAAUUUCAUUUCUGUCCUAGAGGAGCCAGCUGGGAUUGGAUAUUGCAGGUUAAACGGAACCAGGCUGAAGACACAUCCAGACCACUCAAGGCGAUGGCUGAGUUUAACGAGUACGCUCAGAUUCAGCUCACAUAUGUGCCAUCGAUAACACAGCAAAGAGCUCUUCAUUGUCUUCUGUAGGAGACGGUCAAGCUUUCUGUCGUUUUACCUGCAGACACUAUGAGGAACUCGGUCGCUCUGAGCCAGCCGGGCAUUCUACUUCUUCUGGUCACAUGUCCUCUGCUGACUAUCCUGCAGGGUGUCACCUGUAAGGCAGAGAGUGGACACUUAGGGGACAAUGAUCCUGACAGGUGUAUGAGACACCACUUUGUUGAGACCAUCACACAUCCUAUCUACAAGUGCAAUUCAAAGAUGGUCCUCCUGGCUCGAUGUGAGGGUCACUGUAGCCACACUUCUCGUUCAGACCCACUGAUUUCUUUUAGCUCUGUCCUGAAGCAGCCUUUCAAAAAUACAUGUUUCUGCUGCCGUCCACACACCUCCAAACUGAAGGCAGUACGUCUUCGAUGCUCGGGUGGGACACGGAUAACCGCUACUUACCGUUACAUCCUUGCGUGCAGCUGUGAGGAGUGCAGCUGAAUGAAUUUGUCAUGGAGAAAGACCCUCUGGGCUGAAACACACAAAAAAGUUUGAAGGUACACUUUAUUGCUGAUGAUUCAGAGCAACCAUUUUACGAUUCAUUAGCACUGCCGAAAUGUUGCCAACAACCCAUCGAGACUUCAAGAAGAAUCACAUCAUGUGUAAAGCGGCGCAUGCACUCGGAUUUCCAGAUGUCGGCCUGCUUGUCACACCAGCGCAUGCGCUCAGCCAGUCAAUUUACUUUUAUUGCAUUCCAUUGUUUUGAUCACUGCGUGUGUAAAAUAGCGGAUGCUGACAACAACAUCGUAAAUCUUGAAGGAAAUUUGAUGAAGCUAAGUGGGAGUCACUUUGGUGGACUACGUUUUACAAUAUCAGAGAGGCUAAAUACAAACCAGGACAGAGAAGCCUCAAUGUUUUCAUAGACAAUGAUAGUGGUGAACUAUAGUUUGUUUUAUGUCUAGGAUAGAGUUUCAAAUUCUCCCCUCCAGCCCCAAUUUUUUAUUUAUUCUGUUAUUAUUAUUUACUCAAAUCUCAUGUCAUUCAAAACCAGGGGCGUGUUGCUUAAAACCAUCAACCAACCAGGUUAGCAAGUUCAGUUUUUACAAACAUAACAAUUUGGCAUUACCAGAAUGCAUAGUUAACAAGAAAAUUCAUAAACAUCACAACAGGCUUGUGUGGUUAUGGCUUCAGCUUUCUUUCUGUGUUUAGAAGCAUAUCUUCUUAAUGUGACAUAUGAACCCUAAGAAAGCAUGCACUUGGUAAAUGCGUCAUGGAAAAUAAGUAAUGUAAAUUGCAGAACAUUUUUCAUGCUUUAUUCCAAACAUAAAACAAGAGUGUGCAUGUGCACACUUGCUCCGGUACCAACAACAGAGUAGUUGAAGAACAAAUCUUUAGAUGCCAUGUUUGUAGUUGUUUUUGCAGCAAUAAUCUAACAUUACUGACCUUAAACUGUUUAAUUACGAGAGCUUGUCACUCCACCACCUGCGACAUCACUAAAGUUAUGACUAGCUAGUUAGUUUUUGUCAAGAGAGUUAUGUCAUCAUUCAAGAAAUGCACCCUUGUAUGACAUUUCAUCGCUCUUGUUUAAUUUAGACAAGUGUAUAGAAUUCAAAACAACAUGUUCCCUUUCAGGAUGACACGGUGGCUCAGUGGUAAGCACUGUUACCUCACAGCAAGAAGGUCGCUGGUUCGAAUCCUGGCUGGGCUAGUUGGCAUUUCUCUGUGGAGUUUGCAUGUUCUCCCCGUGCUCGCGUGUGCAUCCGCUGUGUAAAACAUAUGCUGGAAUAGUUGGCGGUUCAUUCCGCUGUGGUGACCCCUGAUAAAUAAAGGGAAUAAGCUGAAGGAAAAUGAAUGAUUGAAUGUCCCCUUUCAAAUUGUACAGAAAAAAAUAUAUAUUUUUAUUUUUGUUCCACAGAAGAAAUAAAGUCAUACAAUUUUUGGGUUACAGGUAGGUAAAUAAUAAUAGAACUCGUUAUUGUGUGAUCUGUCUCCUUAAAGUCUCUGGAAUUGCCCAUGUCCCAGCAUACAUUUUUGCUUCAUUAUACCUAAUAAUAUAGUAACAAAGAAAAAACUCUUGUAUUGCCAAUGUCAAACUUUGUAAACCUUGUGUACAUGAUUUUACUGUGGGGGUUUACAAUCUACCAUGCCGGACUAUAUGUGGAAAAUGUCAGUUUUAAGUGUUUAUUUCAUCAUCAAAGUAUGACAAUGGCUCAUAACACCUAAUAGCAGCAGGUUGUCAAGUUAAUCACCUACAUCUAUGAUAACUAUGAUGUUUGCAUUGUGGAAAUGUACAGUAAAUGACAAGAACCAUAUAUAAAUACACAAAAAAAAAUGUAUUGUUCCUCAAAUUUCUCUAUGUCUAUGGAAAUAAAUUCAACCUCUACAUAUUCCUGAAACUGUACUGCUGGGAAAUUAUAACAAUUUGCUUGCUGGACAGGUUUGAGCACCACUAAACCUUGACAGCUUUUUGGGCUCUGCGCAUGAAUCUAAUAAACAGUGCCCUUUUGUUUUUAAA
Danio rerio (zebrafish) is the source of this 2744-nucleotide messenger RNA. NCBI's taxonomy places the organism in Eukaryota, Metazoa, Chordata, Actinopteri, Cypriniformes, Danionidae. The record is from RefSeq and is a predicted model, not a curated record.